Messenger RNA from Saccharomyces mikatae IFO 1815, 1734 nucleotides. It is a transcript of the gene BSP1, whose product is annotated as Bsp1p. The transcript has a single exon. NCBI's taxonomy places the organism in Eukaryota, Fungi, Ascomycota, Saccharomycetes, Saccharomycetales, Saccharomycetaceae. The record is from RefSeq and is a predicted model, not a curated record. The coding region runs from base 1 to 1734 and encodes 577 amino acids.
AUGACCAAAUAUGAACGUGACCCUGAAUUGGCGAACUUCCUGUCGAAAGUGGAGGACUUGGAUUCAAAGAGAUACAACAACGUUUCUACUCUAAAAUCAACCAGGGAACCGCUUUCACCGGUACGAAGUCAUACCUCUGGGAACUGUCGAAGGGCGGAUAUAAUGACUGGAAAAAAUAUUGAAGACAGAGAGAGUUUGGCUUAUCGAUCUGCAUAUAAUUAUGAAAUGACGUUCUCUCCCAAGAAAACACAUUACUCAUUAAAUGAGUUGGAUCUUGAAAGAGUGACUCCGACGCAAAAUUCAAAGAAAAGUGCCUGUCGAAAUGAAAAAAAGUUUGUCAUUUCUGAAGAGGAUUAUUUACUGUUGCAGAAAUUGAAGGGCUCUCAAUCACGUAAUGAUUUUGGUUUCGAUAAAACCCUACCCUCUUCUGAAAGAGGUCAUCGUACGCCCAGUCGAGGCCAACCCAGACUGAAAGAAAAAGAGAUAGUCUCCAUUCAAUAUGAUUUUGAUUUUCAAGAAAGAGUCGAUAAAUCACCCACCUCUUCUUCACCGCCACCACCUCCUUUGCCCACGAGGAAUAAUCAUAUCGAAAUCAUUGAAGAUGGGGACGAGGAGAAACCGCUUCUUCCAACAAGACCUACCAAAGCAGGAAUUAUUGAGCGCCCGCUGCCAACACCAAAAAAAUCUGAAGUUGUGACACCUGAGCGCGUCAAGCCAGCUCCACCAGUUCCACGUUGCACGAAACCGGCAAGCUUUUUGAGUUCUCUAGAAGAUAACAAGUUGACUAAGAUAAACAAUCAUAAUCCAGAUGGGGAGACUCCUCGAAAAACAGUGAGAAAUUCUCAUAUCGAUUAUUUGGAUUCCAUACAAUUGAAACCAACUACUUUAUCACCUACGAUAAGAAAUAAACCUAAACCGGCUCCUCCUUCUCCACCUGCAAAAAGAAUUCCAAGAUCUGAAAGUUUUAUCAAAUCAAUGUUAAAUUCAAAUCUUACUACAACUUCUAAGCCUUCUAUGCCUGAAAAACCUCAAAAACUACGAAACGGAAACUUGGCUGUUCGAAAGACUAAACCAAGCAUACCGCCAAAGAAAGUAAAGUUGAACAUGGUAUUGCCUGAGUUGCGUCCUGUGGAGUCUUCUCCAGUCAAACAGAAAUUCGAACACUCAAUUGAUUUACCCAAGUUACGAUCAAGUAGCCGCAACAUUAAGAAACCAGAGGAGGAUAAUAUUCCAGAAGCAAUUAAAAGUAUACAAAACUUGAAGAAAACGAAACUAGAGAAACCCAUAAUUCCCCAGAAAAAACCAUUCCUGGCAAAGAGUUUAAAACCUUCUGUGAUGAAACACGAUGAUGGUGCGAUCCAGUCAACAAACGAACCUGAAGCUCUAUCUCUAAGGAAUAAUCUCAAAAAAAACCCACCAAAGGCUCCAGAACGUAAAAUUUCCAUGCCUGAGGCAUUGCGAAAAAUCGAACUAAUGAGAAAAUCUAAAACUGAGCCCGUAUUAGAACCUUCGAAUGACCUCAGCAUAAACGCGAAAUUAGACGCAAUAAUUGCAUCCAGAAACUUGAGAACAUCCAAUACUUUACCAGAAUUUGACCGCGUUAACACUAAUAUUGCAGCUUUUGACAACUCCAAUAUUUCCGGAAUUGACGAAACAAAGGAAACCAAACCCUUAGUUCACCUGAACAAAAGUAGGGCUCGUGGCCCAAGAAGAAAACUUCCAACACGCCUGUAA